UGUUCUUCUUGUCGCUCUGUUUGGUUGCUGGGAAAAUGUGGACAAAGAGAAAGAAAUUAGAUAAAGGGGCAAGUCAUGGAUUCUUUUAAGUGUUUGGGAACCCAAAUAGCUGAAACUGCCACUGUAUUGAGUGUAACAGCCACUUGGCCUAGUUGGGUUGAUUUUUGUUCCCUGGAAUCUUACAAGAAUAGAAGAAUUUGUACCGAAGUUCGAUUGUGAUUUUCUUUUCUGUUCUUUUCUUUUCUUUUCUUUUUCUCUAUUUUCCCAGCCGCGAAACGGAGGGUUGAGUGAAUUUUCUUCAUUCUUUCUCCCCUGUUUGUUCAUUGCUUGGAAAAUUUAUGCUUUGUUUCUGUUGUUCUGGCUGCAGGAAGUGCUUUAAGUGGGAAAUCAGGCAGUGUGUAGUGAUUGAGUGAGGGAAAGACUGAUCGAGUGUAGAACUUUAUCCAACACGCAACAAUUUAUUGGUCAAAAGUAAUUAAAAAAUAAAAAAAGAGGAAGAAAAUAAUGAGCAUUUAAUGUGUCUUUUAGUGCUUAACAUUUGAAGGGUAGUGACUGAAGAUGGCUUUUGAGCCUUUGGUUUGGUAUUGUCAACCGGUGGCAAAUGGGGUUUGGGCAAAAGCAGCAGAAAGUGCUUUUGGCCCUUACACACCCUGUGCAGUUGACUCCAUUGUGGUUUGCAUAUCUCAUUUGGUUCUUUUGGGUCUGUGCUGUUACCGAAUAUGGCUGAUUAAGAUGGAUUUCAAAGUCCAGAGGUUCUGCUUGCAGUCGAAUUACUACAAUUAUAUGUUGGGACUGUUGGCAUGUUAUUGUACUGCAGAACCUUUAUUCAGGUUGGUGAUGGGUGUUUCGAUUUUUGAUUUGGAUGAACAGACUGGGCUCGCUCCGUAUGAGAUAGUUUCUUUGAUCAUUGAAGCUGCUACUUGGUGCUCCAUGCUGGUUAUGAUUGGUGUUGAGACUAAAAUUUACAUUCGGCAGUUUCGAUGGUAUGUCCGAUUUGGAGUCAUUUAUCUCUUGGUAGGGGAUGCUGUGAUGCUCAAUCUCAUUCUUUCUCUGAAGGAUUCCUACAGUAGAUCUGUACUCUAUCCGCCAAUCAGCUCAGUCCUCUGCCAGGUUCUGUUUGGAAUUUGCCUUCUCGUGCAUGUUCCUAAUUUAAAUCCUUAUGUGGGUUACACCCCGAUGCAAAGUGAUUCUCUGGAAAACACCAAAUAUGAAGUGCUUCCUGGAGGAGACCAAAUUUGUCCUGAGAAGCACGCAAACAUGUUUUCUAGGAUAUAUUUUGGGUGGAUGACUCCGCUCAUGCAGCAAGGCUAUAAAAAACCCAUCACUGAAAAGGAUAUUUGGAAGCUAGAUACAUGGGAUCAGACUGAAACACUUAGCAGAAGGUUCCAGAAAUGUUGGAUUGAAGAAUCUCAAAGGUCCAAGCCAAGACUUCUAAGAGCAUUAAAUUGUAGUCUUGGAGGAAGGUUCUGGCGGGGAGGCUUCUUCAAGAUUGGCAAUGAUCUUUCUCAGUUUGUGGGGCCAGUCUUACUGAACCAUCUCUUACAGUCGAUGCAACGAGGUGAUCCAGCUUGGAUUGGUUAUAUCUAUGCAUUCUCAAUUUUUAUUGGGGUGUCAUUGGGGGUGCUUUGUGAAGCUCAGUACUUUCAGAAUGUUAUGCGCGUCGGUUUUCGGCUAAGAUCAACUCUGGUGGCUGCUAUAUUCCGCAAAUCUUUAAGACUAACCCAUGAGGGUCGUAAGAACUUCCCGUCUGGAAAGAUAACAAAUAUGAUGACAACAGAUGCUAAUGCACUUCAGCAAAUAUGUCAACAACUACAUGCUUUAUGGUCUGCUCCAUUUCGUAUCAUCAUCGCUAUGGUUCUUCUUUAUCAGCAAUUAGGGGUUGCUUCCCUCCUUGGUUCAUUGAUGCUACUUCUCAUGCUCCCGAUACAGACAUUUAUCAUUAGCAAAAUGCGAAAAUUGUCCAAGGAAGGAUUGCAACGAACUGACAAGAGAGUCAGCCUCAUGAAUGAAAUUUUGGCUGCCAUGGACACUGUGAAAUGUUAUGCAUGGGAAAAGAGUUUCCAGUCUAAAGUUCAAAGCAUGCGGAAUGAUGAAUUGUCUUGGUUUCGUAAAGCACAACUGCUAUCAGCUUGCAACAGUUUCAUCCUAAAUAGCAUCCCAGUUAUUGUGACGGUAACCUCAUUUGGGGCAUUCACUUUGCUCGGUGGUGACUUAACACCUGCAAGAGCAUUUACGUCACUUUCUCUGUUUGCGGUGCUGCGGUUCCCUUUAAACAUGCUCCCCAAUUUAAUUACUCAGGUUGUAACUGCACAUGUAUCAAUACAACGUCUAGAGCAACUGUUCUUAACUGAAGAGAGAGUUCUUGCACCAAAUCCAACUCUUGAACCAGGACUUCCAGCCAUCUCAAUCAAGGAUGGAUACUUUUCUUGGGAUUCAAAGGUAGAGAAGCCCACUUUAUCAAAUAUCAAUUUGGAUAUACCAGUUGGUAGCUUAGUUGCAGUUGUUGGUGGCACUGGAGAAGGAAAGACAUCUCUCAUAUCAGCAAUGCUUGGGGAGCUGCCUCCUUUGUCAGAUGCAAGUGUUGUUAUCAGAGGGACUGUUGCAUAUGUUCCUCAAAUUUCAUGGAUUUUCAAUGCCACUGUACGGGGAAACAUAUUGUUUGGUUCUGAUUUUGAGCCUGCACGAUAUUGGAAGGCUAUAGAUGUAACUGAGCUGCAGCAUGACCUUGACUUACUUCCUGGUCAUGAUCUUACAGAGAUCGGUGAAAGGGGGGUGAAUAUCAGCGGUGGGCAAAAGCAAAGAGUUUCAAUGGCUAGGGCUGUAUAUUCUAAUUCAGAUGUAUACAUAUUCGAUGACCCUUUAAGUGCUCUAGAUGCUCAUGUCGCUCAACAGGUUUUCAGCAACUGUAUCAAAGAAGAGUUGAAAGGGAAGACUAGAGUGCUUGUUACAAACCAGCUACAUUUUCUUCCUCAUGUAGAUAGAAUUAUACUAGUCUCUGAUGGUACAGUGAAAGAAGACGGAACCUUUGAUGAUCUCUCUAAAAACAGCAAGUUAUUCCAAAAACUAAUGGAAAAUGCUGGGAAAAUGGAAGAGCAAGUGGAAGAAAAUGAGUGCAGAGAAAAUCUAAGUAACAAUAAAUCAAAGCCCACUACUAAUGGUGAAGUGAAUGAGCUGCCAAAAAAUGCAAUCCAUUCAAAUAAAGGGAAAGAAGGCAAAUCUGUCCUUAUCAAGCAGGAAGAACGAGAAACAGGCAUUGUUAGUUGGAAGGUUUUGAUGAGGUAUAAAGAUGCAUUAGGGGGCCUAUGGGUAGUUACACUACUUUUUGCAUGCUAUGUGUUGACUGAAGUUCUUCGAGUUUUAAGUAGCACCUGGUUAAGCGUCUGGACGGAUCAAAGCAUGUCAAAGGAUUAUAGACCUGGUUACUACAAUUUGAUUUACGCACUUCUAUCAUUUGGUCAGGUAAUGGUGACAUUGGGAAACUCAUUUUGGUUGAUCACUUCAAGUCUUCAUGCAGCCAAAAUAUUGCACAAUGUCAUGUUAAACUCUAUUUUAAGAGCUCCAAUGGUAUUCUUCCACACCAACCCUAUUGGACGGAUAAUCAAUAGGUUUGCAAAGGAUCUUGGCGAUAUAGAUCGCAAUGUUGCCCCGUCUGCUAAUAUGUUUCUGGGUCAAGUGUGGCAGCUCCUUUCCACUUUUGUACUGAUUGCCAUUGUCAGCACCAUAUCCCUGUGGGCCAUAAUGCCACUUCUGAUAUUGUUUUAUGCAGCCUAUCUAUAUUACCAGAGCACAUCCCGUGAAGUCAAACGUUUGGAUUCCAUCACCAGAUCUCCUGUAUAUGCCCAAUUUGGAGAAGCAUUAAAUGGUUUAUCAACCAUUCGAGCAUAUAAAGCAUACGAUCGGAUGGCAAGUAUAAAUGGGAAAUCCAUGGAUAAUAAUAUCAGAUUCACCCUUGCUAACAUUAGCUCAAAUCGAUGGCUCACCAUAAGGCUGGAAACAUUAGGAGGCCUCAUGAUUUGUUUGACAGCAACCUUUGCUGUCAUGGAGAACAGCAGAGAAGAAAACCCGGCAGCAUUUGCAUCUACAAUGGGUCUACUCCUUAGUUAUACUUUAAAUAUCACGAGCCUGUUAAGUGGUGUUCUUAGACAAGCCAGCAGGGCUGAAAAUAGUUUUAAUGCUGUUGAGCGUGUUGGCACCUAUGUUGAUUUGCCUUCUGAGGCUCCAACUAUUAUAGAGAGCAACCGUCCCCCACCUGGUUGGCCUUCAUCAGGAUCUAUCAGGUUUGAGGAUGUUGUUCUGCGUUACAGGCCUGAACUUCCUCCAGUUUUGCAUGGAAUAUCAUUUAAAAUUUCUCCAAGUGAGAAGCUAGGCAUAGUUGGAAGAACUGGUGCAGGGAAAUCUAGCAUGAUCAAUGCUCUAUUUCGGAUUGUAGAACUAGAAAGAGGAAGAAUAUGGAUAGAUGAGUAUGACAUUGCAAAAUUUGGACUCACAGAUCUGCGUAAAGUUUUAAGCAUUAUACCACAAUCUCCAGUUCUUUUCUCUGGAACUGUAAGAUUUAAUCUUGAUCCUUUCAAUGAACACAAUGACGCUGACCUUUGGGAGGCUUUAGAGAGGGCACAUCUCAAGGAUGUCAUCAGGAGAAAUUCUUUUGGUCUGGAUGCUGAGGUUGCGGAGGGAGGGGAGAAUUUCAGUGUUGGGCAGAGACAAUUAUUAAGUCUUGCUCGAGCAUUGCUGCGAAGAUCAAAGAUUCUUGUUCUUGAUGAAGCAACUGCAGCAGUUGAUGUUAGAACUGAUGCUCUUAUUCAAAAGACUAUCCGAGAAGAAUUCAAAACAUGCACCAUGCUUGUUAUUGCUCACAGACUAAAUACCAUCAUUGAUUGUGAUCGGAUUCUUGUCCUUGAUGCUGGUCAGGUGGUAGAGUAUGAUACUCCAGAAGAACUGCUUCAAGACGAAGGAAGCUCUUUCUCUAGAAUGGUCCGAAGUACAGGGGCUGCAAAUGCCCAGUACUUACGCAGCUUAGUAUUUGGAGAGGAUGGACAGAAAAAAUCAGGCAGAGAAGAGGCCAAGCAAUUGGAUAGGCAGAAAAGAUGGCUUGCUUCUUCCCGCUGGGCUGCUGCUACGCAGUUUGCACUUUCUAUUAGCCUGACAUCUUCACAGAAUGGCCUUCAAUUUUUGGACGUUGAAGACGAGAUGAAUAUCCUCAAGAAAACAAAUGAUGCAGUACUUACUCUGCGGGGAGUUCUGGAGGGAACACAUGAUGAAGUCAUUGAAGAGAUGCUAAAGGAAUACCAGGUUCCUAGAGAUAGGUGGUGGUCAGCUCUCUACAAAAUGGUUGAAGGUCUUGCAGUGAUGAAUCGGUUGGCUCGCCACAGGUUUCAACAGUCAGAACAUGAUUUUGAAGACACAACACUUGAUUGGGACCUUACUGAAAUGUAAGGCACCCAAAAUGUAUAAAAUCAAUGGGUUACAGUGCUACAUCUUUUUAAGGCAAAGAGAAAAUGGUCAUGUAGAGAGCUCUGCCCUCAUUCAGAAUAAAAUACCUUAUUAUGAAUCUAGUCUGGAUCGAAGUUGCAGGAACCUGAGCUAAAAGAUCAGCUCAGCUUGUAUCAUAUGAUAAAUUGUAAGCUGCAAUAACAUAUUACAAUUAGUCCUAUAAUUUUGAAAGGAGGCUUCUGGACUAGUUUAUAUUCAA
Messenger RNA from Vitis vinifera (wine grape), 5689 nucleotides. Its product is annotated as ABC transporter C family member 12. NCBI's taxonomy places the organism in Eukaryota, Viridiplantae, Streptophyta, Magnoliopsida, Vitales, Vitaceae. The transcript is spliced from 28 exons. Gene Ontology annotation, molecular function: ATP hydrolysis activity; ATP binding; ABC-type transporter activity. Gene Ontology annotation, cellular component: membrane. Gene Ontology annotation, biological process: transmembrane transport. The record is from RefSeq and is a predicted model, not a curated record. Bases 559 to 5433 code for a protein of 1624 amino acids.